AGCAGGCGGCGGCUUGGUCAUUCUACUGGUGGACUGUGCUUACUCCCGACCGUCUCAGCCAGCCGCUGCGCCAGCCUCUUGCUCGACCCAUAAAGAGCGCAUCCGCAAGCAUGCCGUCCGAGAAGCACUGGCAGCAAUCGUCUCUUUUCGACGCCCUCCAGGCCGAAUUCUCUCCUCCCCUGGAUAGUUCCCUCAUUGCAGCGAUCAUCGCAGACUACGACCUUUCUACCGCGAAUGACCAGAUCCAGCCUCUCCGAGACGUCCUCUCCCAACUGGCGGCCCAGGCAGAGAAGGAGCUCGUCGAUGAAGACAUCCUAUCCGAACAGCUCUCCAAUGUCCAAAUCUCAUCCUAUUCGAUCACCGACGACACUACCAGCUCGCACGACCUUUUCUCGCCCCAGUCCAGCAACACCGCCUCGAGCUCUACUUCCGACUCUUCGAGUCAGCACUCGUUCACGGCAUUUCCUCAUGUACCAACUUCCAAGCUCCGGAGUGCACUUAGUAAUGCGGAUGACACUGAAUCCCUUGACAUGGAGUCCGUUGUGGAGGGCCUGCUCUCUAGUGAGUACGUACGAGAGCUCGAGGAGCGCGGACUGGAUGGCUUGGAAGGCGAAGAGAUAGACGAGGCAGACUGGAUCACUGUAGAUGGCAAACGCAAGAAGCCAAAGCAGAAGCGCGGAACCACAUUCACUCUUGUGGAUAUUCGUCAGAAGCAGCACGAGCGACCGUCACCAGCUUCGCCCCGCGCUGCUCCGCCCGACCCGUGGACUCAGCUAUCAUCUGUUGCUCUCUGCCUUCCACUCUCCCGAAUAUCCUCGCCGGCCAAGGCGCUGCCUUCGUCGUCACAAUCAGAGCCGGACAUGCACUCCGAACAUACUUCCAUGCUGUUCGCCAUGUUCGACGUCCUCCGCGCGUCCCCCGAGUACGUCGAGCUGAAAGUGGAGGAGCGCGACCAAGUCAUGGAGGACGGGCAACUCGCCUUGAAGGCGACGCACGGGCAACCGGACCGCGCCAUAGACCUCGUAUGGCUCCUCCGAGAGCUCGAGCACGACUCCACUUCAGGCGAGUAUGACUGGGGCGUGUACCACUCACCUGCGCCAGCCCGCCUCCCCCGCCCCGAACGUCGUCAGUCCCGCUCGGUACAACUCCCAACCGGUCCCCCGCCGUCGGCCCUCCCCCACGCGGGCGCGCCACCUCGCCCGUCAGCCACCUCCAGAAGCGCAACUCGACGCCGCCCCGAAUGUCUGGAAGACCAUCCCGCAGCGGCAGCCCACGGGGCCGCACCCGCUCGCGGCGUCCAUCCCUGCGUACCGCAAGAAGUGCGCGGGAGCGGGAACGGGCUGGGGAAGGGUGGCAAGGGCGACGUCGGCGAGCUCGCGGUGAAGUGGAACCACACGAGGCGCGCGCGCGGCUUGAUGGCGGAGCGGCAGGAGAUGCUGAGGAAGGCGGGGCGCGCGUGGCAGACGGGGAACGCGAAGACGCACGGAGGGAGGGCGCGCGAGCUCCAGCAGCAGGCGAGGAAGGAGCAGCUGGAUGCGGCGAGAGAGAUGGUCCAGGCGAAACGCGAAACCCCUGCGGAUAUCACCGGGCGGGGGAUGCACUCGCGAACGGCAUCGGCGUCUGGGUCCGCCGUCAGGAGCGCGCUGGAAGAGGACGGCUGGGUUGUCCGCAAAUACGAUGGCGGCCUCGUCAUCAGCGGCAGAAACGCGUGGCGAUCCUGACGUCCCAUCCAACACAUCAUUUUCUUAUGUUCCGUGACGCAUAUCCUAUACGACCUCUUGCAUAUUCCUUUGACCAGGAUCUUGUUUGUCUUCCAUACUUACUGUAGUUUCUCCUCUGGGUUCCGGAUCGACGAU
Molecule: messenger RNA, 1856 nt
Organism: Fomitopsis serialis
Lineage: Eukaryota; Fungi; Basidiomycota; Agaricomycetes; Polyporales; Fomitopsidaceae
Exons: 9
Coding region: 111-1721 (536 amino acids)
Source: RefSeq, a predicted model, not a curated record